GCAGUUGUUGUCGAUGCUGUCGUAUCACAGGCGAAUCAGAAAAUCAAUUAAGUUAUGAAAAAUAUCGUUAAUUGCCUUUCUUUGUCGCCGCAGCUCGUGAAGAAAUGGCGGAUCUCCAGAUGUAGAACGCUUGAGGGAAAAUGCCUGCCAUCUAAUGGACUGCUCACCGACGAUAUAAACCGUCUCAGUCGACAAGAUUAUUUACGUUGUGUAGAUGAAAACGAGCUGAUGGUUGCGAAGGUCUGCGACAAGACGGACAAAAAGAGAGGCUGUCUGGAAGAUGCCAAGAAAAAAACAACAGAAUCCACAGCCUGUCAAGUUGGAUUCUGAAGAUGGUGUAGCCGUUGAAGCUCCAGGAAACCUCCCCUUAGAUACCGACUUCCUUCUUGGACAAGACCUCGUGUUUGGUGAUCCAGAUCACGACAAGAUUCUAAGCCUGGAAAAGUUUUCAGAAGUAGCUGCUGAAAUCGGUUUCUCUGUGUGUCCUCUGGGUGAUGAGGAGGGUUCUGCCUACAGCCAGCUCAGUAUGGAAAGUAAAACAGACGCCUCGCUCGGCACGGCUGACAACAGGAGAGACAACGAGAGCAGAGCAGCUCGGUCCGAACCGAGUUUUCCUCCUUACCUGUCCUGCAGGGGCUGUGGACAGCUCCGUGAUGAACCGCUUGGACCUGGCAUAGACCUGGUGGGCCCGUACUGUCUUAGGUGUUGCAAAGCCUCCAGGGAGGCCAAAAGUGCAGACUUCUGUUCCCCCUUCGAGAGCGGUAGUGGACUUCGCUCUGGUUCGCAGAGUCAUACAGACUCCCAGUCUGAUAGUGAGGGGUUGGACGAGUCGGGUGACAAGGAUGAACUGUCUGCUGAUGACAAGUUGUCCAAGCAGCCCUCGUGUCACCUCUGUGGCUUCUCCUCGCGUUACGCCAACCACGUGAAGCGCCACAUGAAGACCCACAACGGGGAGAAGCCCUUUAACUGCUCCAUGUGCACUUACGCUUCCGCCCAGCUGGUGAACCUGCAGAGACACCUGCGCAUCCACACGGGGGAGAAGCCCUAUAAAUGCGACAGAUGCGCAUUCGCCUGCAGUUCCCUAGGCAAUCUCAAGAGGCACCAACGCAUGCAUGUGCCCUCUGCGUUGUUGGGACAGGAGGCUCUGACACAACCUGCCUGUGCUCAGAACAGCCUGAAGAGGCCCGUGAGCGAGCAAAGACCUGAUGAGGAAGUGCCUAGUGCUUCAGUUUCCGAGGGUGCAAGGCCGACGCCUAACCUCAGUUUGGGAGCCCAGAACAGUGACUACCUGUCAGUCUUUGACGGCUUAAAGGGAGCAUCGCCUCCACCCAUACCUGCCUCCAAUCCAGCUUCGGGCCACCAGCCUUCCCCCCUGCUGGAGAUGACGGGCAGCAGUAGCAGCAGUAGCAGCAGGACUCCAAGAAGCGGCGUGGCAGAAGGUGCCUCUCUCCCACCGUCCCUGUUUCCCUUCACUUGCCGAUUGUGUGGCGUCGUCCUGGAAGAUGAGGACGGCUCCUCAGCCCAGAUCUGUGCCAAGUGCACCCUUGAAAUGCUGACUAAAGACUCGUCGUCAUCUCCGAACAGCCCCGGCGAGCGCAGCGACAAGGUUUACACCUGCGCCGCCUGCCCGUUCCUCACACACUACCCCAACCACCUGGCCCGCCACAUGAAAACUCACAGCGGCGAGAAGCCCUACAAGUGCCCGCAGUGCGACUACGCCUCCGCGCACUUCGACAACCUCAAACGCCACCACCGAGUGCACACGGGGGAGAAGCCCUACAAGUGCCACCUGUGCGACUACGCCUGCGGGAACCUGGCCAACCUGAAGCGGCACCAGCGCGUGCACUCGGGCGCCAAGCCCUUCCAGUGUGCCGUGUGCAGCUACAGCUGCAACCAGAGCAUGAACCUGAAGCGGCACAUGCUUCGGCACACCGGGGAGAAACCCUACAAAUGUCAGGAGUGUGGCUACACCACCGGACACUGGGACAACUACAAAAGACACCAGAAGAAACACGGCGUGGCCACAGACGGCUGGGUCAAAGUGCCGAUGAUCGGACAUGAUGCAGAGGAAGACGUGAGGAAACGGAUGGGAGGUGGCAUUCAGAGUCACAGAAAGGAGGCAGGAGCCGGUAUACAGUACAUGCCCAGAGAUGGGGGUCAGGCAAUACAUUCAAACUACAAACUUGAGAUUGCAUAAUUAUAACAGAAACACUGAGCUACCAGCAACUUUUUAAUUUUUUUAUUUUUAUUUUUUUGUUUAUUGUAACUGAGCUGUUGUCUGGUUUUCAUUUGUGUCUCUGUGUUCCGUCAGAAAUCUUCUGAGGCUGCUAAUUGUUUUGUCAGAAUUAAGACAAUUCUCGUUUGUUUUGUCGCCUUUUCGGGUUAAAUACUGCGGAGGUCUUCUCUGUUUUCUGUUGAGGUAAAUGGACCUCGCUGAAAGCUUAUUGUUUAAAAGGCAUCAUGCCAGGCUUCCUAAAUCACAACACCUGCACAUUUCAGUCUAAAAUGAGAGAUACUAAGUUCUUGUCAUGCUAGGGAUGUAAUGUGUAGUUUAUGUUUUUAAUACAUUUAUAAGAAAUUGUUUUAUACAGGUUUAUUAAAGUUACAAGAUUUUUAUUAGUUUUUUUUUUUUUUUGCCAACAGUCAAUUAUUUCAAUCCAUCUUCUACUUGUAUUUUACUUUUUUUGAUUAAAACUACUGUUUACAGUUUUUGGAAGCUGUGUUUUAUGGCGUUGUUUAUAAGUAGUGAGUAUCCCACCUGCAGUAGACAAGUCAGAAUCACUAAGAAACUUUUGUAGAAGUCAGACUAACAGCUCCUGGUUCCUUUUCCAGAGUGGAUUUCAGUCAUCUCAAACAAAUCGAAGCUGUUCCAAACGAUGCCUUUUUUAUUGAUGUUUUUACACUUUUUGCAGCAAAAAAAAUAUACGGAUCUUUUGAACAUUUAACAAUGGAACAUGUUCAGUGUAAAUAACCAAUGGCAUCAAUGUAAAUCAAAAUGUAAGUAUUUAAACCUGCAGAAGGUUGUAAAGUUUGAGUUGGUUCAGAUGGCUAACACUCUGGUCAGUUCUGUCUUCUGCAGGUAAGAUACUGACUCCUGAUAACCACUCCACAUAAUUUUUUUUUAACAUUUGGUUAUGUUUGAAAUAUGUGCAUAUUACCACAUUUCUUGAACUACACAGUGCAGCUUUAAGCAAAGUUCUUCAUAAGGAUCCAAGCUCUGCUAAUGCCUUUGCAUUAAUGUACUGUAUGUAAUACUAAGUGCUAUUUAAUAGUACUUUAAAAGUUUUGGACUUGAUUAUAUAAGUAAUUUAAACUCUGAUGCCCACACUUGAAUAACUCAGUUUUUAACCUUUUUUUUUUUCUUAAACUCGAUACUUCUGAGUCUUGAUUUGUGAUUUUAAAAUAUGGGCAAAAAGGGAAAAAAAUAUUAGGAGUUCUUUAACUACAAAGACUGCAUGCUAAAGCUUAACUGUGUUCAACAUGUAAACCGCCAACAUUUUCAAACUACUGGAAGACUUUUUUUAAACAUUUUAUAAAGCAGACUGAGAUAUGUUUGAGACGGUUUAAUGCACCACAACAAAACAACUGGCACAUUUUUCAGGUUGAAAAUAUGACAUCCGUGCCUACAGCUUACAACGUUCAGAGUUGACGCGAGCUAAAAUAACGUUCAGUUAAACGUGUGACUGUCAGAAAUCAGAGAAAUGGAUCGAUGUGUCAAUGAUUGAAAUCUGAGUGCCAACUGAUAUCACAUAGGUGCUGCAGCUCGUUCUCAUUUCUUCAGCUGACAUGAUGGGACUGUUAGAUGUGCGGCUAAGUUCAGGACCGCAGACCUGAACGCAGUGUUUUCAUCCUGAUUUAGUCACUGACCUCCUUCUCUUAUUAGUCCUUAAUGUUGUUUUUUGUUUUCUUGCAGAAGCGUCGCCACAACUUGUUCUUGUUUAUGUGCUCCAGUUCAUGUUUUCAGAGUCUGAUUGACUGUUUAUCUGAGAUUUUUUUUGAUUUCAUCCUGUUUCUCUGUCAAAUAGUUAAAACUAUGUAUCAAACAAGUUAAAUAUAUCUAAAAAUGACAAGUAUAUAUUUUGCCAGUCCGUUAAACUAUAUUUUGUUUUGUCGGCUGUGAUUCUAAGGCCGGCUGCAGCACGUCACGGUUUCUUUCUGUAAGGGUUCCUGUUCUUUUGAGUUGUGUACUUAUUAAGAUGCAGAAAUAACCAACAGAUACAGUAAAUUGUGAAUUUAUUUCAAGAGAAGUUGAAAAAAUGUCUAGGCGGUAAAAAUUAUCUGAUGGUUCCAAUAAAAAAGCACAACAGUGACAGGUUUGGCAUUUAAAAGUUGAAAUAUAUAUAUAUAUUUUGUUCAUGACUUGCUUAAAAUGUUUGUUUUUCUCACACAAACUUGUACUCUUAUUAUGUCAGUAUUUUUUUAAGUUUUAUAUCAUAAAGAUUUUGUCUUUUUUUAACGCUUUUUAAAGGGAGACUGUUGAACCACCUCUGCUUUGAUUCCAGCUAACAUUUACUGUGAACUUGUUUUUGUUAACUCGAAAAGAGAUUCAACUGUUAGUCAGCAUGUGAACAAGUAGGUUUUCCAUCGCAACGCACUCGUAGAGGUGCGUAUCAUUGGAGCGUGUGCCGUGUCGUUCAGCUGCCAUGAUCAGAAAGUUCCAAACUGUGAUUUAAAAAUCAGCCUUUGUGCAGGACGAUUAUAUGCAAGGGAGACAUUUGGCAGGUCUGGGUCACGGUGGAGCAUCGAUCCCAUAUCUUUUUUACAGCACGGAUGCCCUGCAAGUGGCCGGUUGUGUCUUUAUGCAGUGUCUCAUAAAUGCCUUAAACGAGGAAAUAAACACAUGGCUUUCAUGUCAUUUGAUGUCAGA
This is a messenger RNA of Austrofundulus limnaeus, 4867 nucleotides long. It is a transcript of the gene znf513a, whose product is annotated as zinc finger protein 513a. The transcript is spliced from 5 exons. The record is from RefSeq and is a predicted model, not a curated record. The coding region runs from base 281 to 2197 and encodes 638 amino acids. Gene Ontology annotation, biological process: positive regulation of transcription by RNA polymerase II. NCBI's taxonomy places the organism in Eukaryota, Metazoa, Chordata, Actinopteri, Cyprinodontiformes, Rivulidae. Gene Ontology annotation, cellular component: nucleus.